UUCUAGCGAUAACCAAGAUACUGAUGAAGAGUCUAUUGGAAGAGAGUAUGAUAGCAAUAAGAAACAUAAUCAUUACACUGGACAUACCGGACCAUAUUUUCCAAAUUUUACUACAUUUUUAAUAUUUUUAUGGAUUACAAAACAUCAAAUAGGCUUCAAAGCAUAUAAAGACUUUGCAAAUAUCAUCAAACAUUCUGAGUUCAAUUCAGAUGAUGUUCCAUAUUCGCUUGCAACUAUUAAAAAGUAUCGUGAUGGCUUACUACUUCUUCCAUUUAAAGGUCACAAAGUCACCCUCAACAAUCGCAAUAUGCCUUCUACUUCUAAACCUACCCGUAAUGCUUUAAAUUUUUCUUUAAAAGACAUUCUUCAUCGUGUAUUAGCAAAUCUAUUAUUACGUGAGAAUAUGUACUUUGGUCUAGGUGUGUACUGUGAGAAUAAACAUGAAUUAUGGCACGGAGAUCUCUGGCACAAAUCCCCAUUAUUCGGUAAUAUCGAACAUAUUCUUGAAUUUAAUUCAUUGCCUCUUAUGCUCAAAUCCCAACAAAGAAGAAUUGCUUCUCAUAAAGGAUACCUGUGGAUGACUGAUGAAACGCUUAUCAUAAAUCCUGCAAAGAUUAAGUCCAAAGUUGAUAUUUGGUUAAUUGAUGUUAACAAGCCUAAUAAUUAUCAAUACGUUAUAUCUAAAAUUGUGUAUUGUGUAAAUACGCGGUGGACUACGAGUCCAUUUUGUACUGCAUAUCACACUAUCGGUAGCCUCUACUUACAAAUUGGUAAUAUGAAACAAACGCUUUGUCAAAAGCUUAAAAAUCAUUUUCUUUUUGGUUUUAUCCUAUUCACAGCAACGAGUGAUAAAGUUACUAGUGGAUUAGGUGUUAUUACUAGAGACUUACCGGAAGGUAAUGAACAGGCGGGAGUAAAGAAUCACAAUGCACAUCAUGGAUGCCGUAACUGUAUGAUUCAUCAUAGAGAAUUGGAUAAUGUUAGUUUUGACACUGCGAGACAUAGUCGUUACCAUCACAAAACCAUAUUACAAUUUUCUACUAUAAGGAGAGUUCAGACUCAAGCAUAA
Molecule: messenger RNA, 1069 nt
Organism: Funneliformis mosseae
Lineage: Eukaryota; Fungi; Glomeromycota; Glomeromycetes; Glomerales; Glomeraceae
Source: the annotation of a GenBank genome assembly